ACAAAUGACACUUCAGUACACGACUGUUGACACAAAACGGUGGUCUCAAUAGAAAAUGUGUGCCUAAACUAGCCUGGUCACUAGCCUGGUCACUAGCCUGGUCAUGUACGAGUUGUGGCAAACACUGAAAACACUGCUGUAUUUGCAGUUGCGAUCAAUCAUUAAAUGGUUUUUGCGAAAAACCACUAAAUUAUGUGAAUUACAGAGACUUUGUUACGCAAACAAUUUGGGCGCUAAUCGUACCAAAGGUGUCGAGUACUCGAUAGUGACAUCGCGGUCGCCGGUGUUGCAGAAAAUCAACGUCGAGUUGAGUCGGUUAGCGGAUCAGCAGUUGUUAACUAAUAAAUGGAUUUUGUUUGAAAAGGCCAUCGAAGCCACCGCUACCACCAAACAGAUCAACACUAAACUACAUCCAGAUUUCAUCGCUGCCUAUCGGAUAUGUUUGGUGCAGAUCUAUGGCUACAAACAACUCAUAAAACAGAUCCAAUGUCUGCGAUCCAUUACAUACGACCCCCAGAGCACAGCCCACCAGCAAAUGCUACGCAACCUAUGGGGCCAACUGUCGGACGAGCCGUUGAAGGCCUUGCAGAGCAAGCAGUGGUCGGACAUCGGCUUCCAGGGCGACGACCCGAGCACUGACUUCCGGGGAAUGGGUUUACUAUCUCUGGAUAACCUGCUAUUCUUCGCCACCGUAUACCGAGAGCCCGCCCGACAUAUACUCCAGCACUCACUGCACCCAAAGCACGGCUUCCCCUUUGCUAUCGUUGGCAUCAAUUUAACACAUUUAGCGCUGAGUCUACUAAUGGACGGCCACCUGAAGACACAUUUCUUCAACUCAUUUAAUCGCUACCUAUUCGUGGCGUUUGAUAGGGUAUGGCUGGACAGUCGGCCCCAAUCGGUGAUGGAGUUCAGCCUAAUUCGCGACAAAUUUGAGAAGCAAUUGAUCGACAAAUUGGCCGAUAAUAGGACUGUCCUUAAAUGGGACCCACAUAUUGACACGUUGUGAAUACCCUGACACUCCAUUUCCUACUGUAGUAUUGAGUACUCAUUUUGAUUAGACUAUUAUUUUCUAAUUGAUAAGAUUGUAAUAAUUUUUGAAUUUAAUUUACCGAUAAUAAUGACACUUCUCUAUAGUAUUGGGGGAACUAUUUUGCACUCAAUUUGAUAUUUUGUUUGUAACUAAAGUGAG
Oppiella nova is the source of this 1189-nucleotide messenger RNA. Lineage: Eukaryota; Metazoa; Arthropoda; Arachnida; Sarcoptiformes; Oppiidae. The record is from the annotation of a GenBank genome assembly.